AAGCUUAAGAUGUAUGCCAGGCAUAAGUCUAAGGACCAUUACUUAAUCAAACAAUAUUUUCUUUAAAGGCAAACAAUAUGUACCGGACCCACGAUUAAAAGUCAGAGUCAAAGUCACCUCCAGUUCCAACACCAUUUCUGGUUCGAUUGUUCAACUCACCGAAGACCAGUUCCAUCAGGACAAAAAGUAAAAUAAGGUUGGUAGGAUUACCAAGAAUGUUAUUUAUUGCUCUUCUUUUGAUCUGCCUUGGAAGCCAUGUAGAAUCAGAUGCCUCGAAUCAUCGCUUCAAUAAAGGAGAUAUAGUCCCCUUCUACGCCGACACAGUCCGCCCACUCUCUAACUCCAGGGAAACACAUGCUUAUUAUGAUCUUCCCUAUUGUUCUCCAGAUACUGUGAAAGAGGAGAAACUUAAUCUAGGUGAAAUGAUGAAUGGAGAUCGCCUUGUUACAACUCCAUACACGUUUGAAUUCCUCGUGGAUAAAGAUUAUGAAUUAUUAUGCAACAAGACACUCAGCAAAACAGAUGUUUCUAAGUUUAUAAAUGCAAUCGAGAAGGAUUAUUAUAUGCAAUUGUAUUUCGAUGACUUGCCAAUUUGGGAUUUAAUUGGAAGCGUGCAAAACGACUAUACAAAUGAAGGGAUCAAGAGUAUAUAUGUCCUUAACACACAUUUUGAAUUUCAAGUUUUCUACAAUAAGGAUCGUGUUAUAGAGGUCACUCUUCUGACAGCUGGUAAUUCAUUAUACAUAUCAGAGGACAAAGAAGUUGAUGUCGGUUUCACAUAUUCUGUUAGGUGGAUAAUGGAAAUAGAACCUUUUGAUAAGAGAAUGGAUCGAUACAUUGCUGAUAAAAGUUUACGACAUAACUUGUCUGUGAACUCUGUUGCAUUCUCUUUUGUUACACUCUUCAUCCUGGUUAUUCUUCUACGGACAUUUUAUGUGCAAGUCCUUCACAAAGACAUUUACAAGUACUCACAUGAUGUGGAAGAGACUCAAGUGGCGGAGAAUCAUGAAGAGAUGGGAUGGAAGAACAUCCAUGGCGAUGUAUUUAGAUUCCCAAAACACAAGUCUUUAUUUGCUGCAGCUCUUGGCUCCGGCACUCACUUGCUUGUACUCAUUGUAUCGAUUCUUGUUCUAGGCCUCCUCGGUUUCUUUCCACCCUAUGCUCGAGGAGUAUUCUGGAAUGCACUUGUCAUUGCAUAUGUUGUUACAUCUAUAGUCUCGGGAUAUACAUCAGGCUCUUUCUAUUCUCAACUUGAAGGAACCAACUGGAUGAAGAACCUAUUUUUGGCAGGAGGGUUAUUUUUUGUCCCGCUUUUUCUUACAUUUGGUUUCCUAAACAGUGUUGCUAAUUUUUACGGAACAACUGCUGCAUUGCCAUUAAGAGGAAUAGUCAUAUUAACUGUUUUGUGCGUAUUUUUAGCAUCACCAUUGCUUCUUUUAGGAGGGAUUAUUGGGAAAAACCGAGCAUCUGAUUUCCAUGCUCCAUGUAAAACUGCCAAGUGUCCUAAAGAGGUUCCUCAGCUACGUUGGUACCGGGGUGUUCUUCCUCAGAUGGCUUUAGCCGGGAUUUUGCCAUUCAGUGUUAUAUACGUUCAACUUUACUACAUAUUUGCAACUGUCUGGGGGCAUCCCGUCUACACACUUUACGGUAUUCUGUGUGUAGUCUUCAUUCUUCUUUUGAUCAUGACUGCUUUAGUGUCAGUGGCACUGACAUACUUCCAGUUGGCUGUUGAAGAUCACGAAUGGUGGUGGAGAUCGUUUUUCUGCGGUGGGUCAACAGGAUUGUUUACAUACGGUUAUUGCAUCUAUUAUUAUAUCUGGAGAUCAGAAAUGAAGGGUUUCAUGCAAACCUCAUUUUUCUUUGGGUAUAUGGGUUGUGUCUGCUACGGCAUAUUUCUAGUACUUGGAAGUGUGGGUUUCCAUGCCUCGUUGCUCUUUGUUCGUUACCUCUACGCUGCUAUAAAAUGUGACUAGCAGAUUUGUUAUGAUAUACGGUUUCUUUUGCUAUCUUUGGGUCAUUGUAACAUCAGGCCAGCCGGGUCUGUUAACGAUCACAACAAGAUCAAGAUCGUCGGAAGGAAGAAACAUGGAAGCUCUUGACAACGUGAUUUGGUUUAUACAUUUACACACCCAUAAAUGUGUAUCUUUUUCUUUUCACACACUUCUUGAAAGCACAAAUACACUUAUAAUGUAUACAUUUAUUAAGAACACAUAAUUAAUAAUUUCUAUAUUAUUAAAAACACAAAACUAAA
This is a messenger RNA of Helianthus annuus (common sunflower), 2251 nucleotides long. RefSeq names its product transmembrane 9 superfamily member 4. Gene Ontology annotation, cellular component: membrane. The coding region runs from base 216 to 1973 and encodes 585 amino acids. The record is from RefSeq and is a predicted model, not a curated record. The transcript is spliced from 8 exons. NCBI's taxonomy places the organism in Eukaryota, Viridiplantae, Streptophyta, Magnoliopsida, Asterales, Asteraceae. Gene Ontology annotation, biological process: protein localization to membrane.